UUCCUUUUUAAACCUACCUACAAUCAUUUUAACUUGGAUGCAACCACCUCAAUCCAUUUCAUAAUUUGUGAGAGAAAGUCAAAAGCUAGCUAACAUGCAAAUGGGUUUCAGAGUCCUAUCACCUUUUUCUCUUCUAAUCUUCCUUAAUCUAGCAUCUUCAUAUGCUAUUAAGAACAUCGUGCCUUCAGAAUUUGUGCAGAAGAACAAGUUACAAGAUAAGGGAAUAUAUGGAAGUAAGAUGGAAGGAGGUGGUGUACAUGGAGGAGGCGCUCAUGGCGGCCAAUCACAUGGAGGAGGAGCAGUCAUACCUAUUUAUGCAGCCGGUGCUGCAAAUAAAAAUCACCAGCCUCCAAGUCAUCGUGGUGCUGCCGACUGCAACCUCAAUAAAAUCAAAUUUUCCUCCAUGCUUAUGAUGAUCUUUGUUUAUCCUCUCACACUGCUUUUUUUGUUAACAUAGUAAGCGCAGAAACAGUUCAGUAAUGUUUUCAACAGUAAUGUUUUCUAGUGAUCUAAUAGUGAGUGAGUGAUUUAUUUUGUUCAGUUAGCAUUUGUUACAUUAUGCUGGGGAAGAUAUUUUGUUUAAACUGCAAAGAAUGUUUACAAGCGCAAAAUAUCAAAUUAGCAACAUAGAAAGGCAAUCAAGUUCACAGAUUCUAUGUUGGCAGAAGGUGCUGACUUUGUGUAUAUCUAGAUCAGCAGUUGUAAGUCUGAAAGAUACAAAUUGGAUUGGUAGUGACAUGAUGCACGAAUAUUAUCAUUUUUCAUCAUUGAUUCCUCUGAAGAUACCGAUUUGAAGCAGAGUUUGCAAGUUGAAUGUAACAGUUUAUACAGAUUACAGAGCACUAUUGUUGUUCAUCUUUAGUAAUAAUGUCCACAGCAAAAUUGCCUCCCAUAAUAUUUUUAGACUUAUUUUCUCCGCUCAA
Molecule: messenger RNA, 923 nt
Organism: Cicer arietinum (chickpea)
Lineage: Eukaryota; Viridiplantae; Streptophyta; Magnoliopsida; Fabales; Fabaceae
Source: RefSeq, a predicted model, not a curated record